Molecule: messenger RNA, 2413 nt
Organism: Trematomus bernacchii (emerald rockcod)
Lineage: Eukaryota; Metazoa; Chordata; Actinopteri; Perciformes; Nototheniidae
Gene: adprs
Product: ADP-ribosylserine hydrolase
Exons: 7
Coding region: 180-1340 (386 amino acids)
Cellular component (GO): mitochondrion; nucleus
Source: RefSeq, a predicted model, not a curated record
UCUAUGUGCAUCGGGGUCAAGGGGCAUCCCAUCGUUGUCAGGAAGCAGAAUUGAGGGGGAGCUGAGCCGACAUCUGUUGUUGUUGUCUGCGCUGUAUCCUCUCCCUGUCUGACAGUCCGGUUAGCCGACCAGAGGACUGUUUUCUCGGUGUAGGUUGACGUCUGUUCCCCGGCGGAUGAAUGGCAAUGACGGCAGCGAGAGCGGCGGCAGCGGGCGGCCCGGCGUCUUUGUCCCGGUUCAGGGGAGCGCUGGUGGCGGCCGUGCUGGGGGAUUGUGUCGGCGGAGAGUUUGAAGGAGCGGAGGAGGUUCCCAUGGAGAGCGUGCUGCAGCAUCUCAGCAGCCUGGACGACGACACCAAAGGGAAUGGUAUCCUUGAGUACAGUGAUGACACGGCCAUGGCACGUUGUGUGAUCCAGUCUCUUCUCACCCGUGCCGGCUUCGAUGAGCGGGACAUGGCUCGCAGGUUUGCUAAGGAGUACAGUGCGUCCCCGGGCCGCGGGUAUGGAUCCGGAGUGAUCCAGGUGCUGAAGAAGCUGUCCUCUCCUCAGCUCAGUGACGUGUACCGGCCGGCUAGAGACCAGUUUAAUGGUCGGGGCUCCUUUGGGAACGGGGGAGCCAUGAGGGCGGCCCCCUUCGCACUGGCUUUCCCCGACCCAGCUGAUGUGAAGAAGUUUGCUCAUCGCGGGGCCAUGCUGACCCACUCCUGCUCUCUUGGCUAUAACGGGGCGGUGCUGCAGGCGUUGGCCGUGCACCUCUCCCUGCAGGGGGCGCUGGACCUGCCCCUCAAGUUCAUCAGCACGCUGAUCAUAGAGAUGGAGGACGUGGAGAGCAACGAGGCCACGCUCAAUGACGCCAGAAUCCUAAAGGAAGCAGAGAAGCCGUUCUGCGAGCGCCUCCACAGAGUGAGCGACCUGAUGCACCGCAGCAAGGUCAGCAUCGAGGAGGUCAUCUCUGAACUGGGUAACGGCAUCGCGGCGCUCCACUCAGUCCCAACUGCCAUCUUCUGCGUCCUGCACUGCCUGCAGCCCAGAGAAUGCCUCCCAGAGAACUACGGCGGCCUGGAGAGGACAAUAGCGUACAGCCUGGCCCUGGGAGGGGACACAGACACCAUAGCCUGCAUGGCAGGGGCCAUCGCCGGGGCCCACUACGGCAUCGAGGCUAUCCCUCAGUCGUGGAUAAAGUGCUGCGAGGGGGCGGAGGAUGCAGACAUGAAUGCAGAGCGGCUUCACAUGCUGUACCAGCAAACAUCACAGGGGGGCGGGACAGGGGAGCCGAGCUGUGGAGCUGAAAGCCAAUCAAAAGCUUCUAACGGCACAGAGAAGAAAGCCAGAGCGGAGUGAUUCUUACUGAGUGACACACACACACACACACACACACACACACACACGUGAUGAUUUCAAAACUAUGACAAAAUAUGUUUUUUUUCCAUGACUGAAGGGAGACAAUGAUGAGACGGCAUUGACGCCAUUGAAGACCAACUGUGACAAUAUCAACAUGCAAUAUUCAUGAAAACAAAAAUGUAGUUAAAAAAUAUAAACUUCACUAAAAUCAUUUUAUUAUAACUUCUACUUCUGUUCCCAUCUCUGUCUCUCUGAAAAACACACAUACCACAUGCCCUACCGCUCAAUUAUUCUCCGUCAGACAGUUGUCAGUGCUACUAAGGCAUAAAGUCAAUGUACAAGUUGAAUUGGGUUCGGGUUAUUAUUUUAUAUUAUGAUUUUUUUUUUUUUCAUGUCAGGCGUAGCAGAUUGGCUCUCAUUACGGGCUGGGUGGGUGCGCAUCACCAAUAAACACAGUCAGUAUGAAUGGGGGUCGAGCUGCAUUUUUAUUAUCAAAUAAUUAUAAGAUGCUAUCUUCUGUGAACAAAGUUUGUCACAAAUGACAGAAUUAUUGGUUUCGGCUGGCCUAGAUUUGAUGGAAAUAGAAUAAAAAUUGACUAAAUGUUAUGACUUCAUAUCGACUAAAACUAUGAAGGCUAACUACGAUGACUUCAAUUCUAAACUAAAAAGCGCUUUUUAUAAUUGAUGAGCUCAAAUAUUCCUUCAAUUUUAAACUCAAUCUCAAACAGCUGCCAAGCUUAACACUUACACAUAAAGAAACAUCUUGACUCGUAGGCUUCAGUAGUGGGGGAUCAACCCCCCUACGCCAUGAGCCACAGCCACUACAGAAUGUUAAAGUAAAACAAACAAGAUACGUAACCAGACAGACUAGAUUCACUUUAUAUGAUAUGUGUUGUCAUAGAUACAUUUGGUGUGUGUAUGCAUGCCCGUAUACACACACACACUCUGCUCUUUCCUGUUUUGUGUUAAACAAUCUUCUGUCUUGUGAAAGUUGCACUAUUGAUUGGCCAUGUCUUGUUUUUAUCCGUUUGAUGGAUAACAAUUAUUUAAUAAACAUUUUUUUUGUAAAUUCA